Molecule: messenger RNA, 9411 nt
Organism: Lindgomyces ingoldianus
Lineage: Eukaryota; Fungi; Ascomycota; Dothideomycetes; Pleosporales; Lindgomycetaceae
Exons: 5
Coding region: 1-9411 (3136 amino acids)
Biological process (GO): secondary metabolite biosynthetic process; fatty acid biosynthetic process
Molecular function (GO): phosphopantetheine binding; oxidoreductase activity; fatty acid synthase activity
Source: RefSeq, a predicted model, not a curated record
AUGAUGCAGAACACCACAUGCCCCAUAGCUAUCAUUGGAAUGGGCUGCCGCCUCCCUGGCGGAGCUAAUGACCCGGAAAAGCUCUGGGAUAUGCUUUCAGCGGGCCGCGAUGCUUGGUCCAAAGUUCCCGCGGAUCGUUUCAAUUCUGGAUCUUUCUAUCACCCCAAUCCAGAUAUGAACGGAACAAUCAGUCAUCAGGGAGGGCAUUUCCUAGACCAGGAUCUCUCGAUGUUUGAUCCUUCAUUUUUUGGCAUCUCUUCGGCUGAGGCUCAUGCCAUGGACCCUCAACAGCGAUUGCAGCUCGAGACAGCUUACGAAGCCCUCGAAAAUGCGGGCGUUCCUUUGGACAAGAUCCAAGGCUCAGAUACGGCUGUUUACAUGGCCACGUUUGCUCGGGAUUACGAUCGGAUAAUGUAUAAGGAUACCGACGAUAUAGCAAAGUAUCACAUGACAGGUACAGGGGAUGCUAUCCUCUCUAAUCGUGUUUCGUAUGUCUUCGACCUGAAAGGCCCCUCUAUGACAAUCGACACGGGCUGUUCAGGGAGCAUGGUCGCCUUGCACCAAGCAUGUCUCAGCAUUCAGACGGGGGAGUCAUCCCUUGCACUCGUUGGGGCGAGCAACUUGAUCUUGUCUCCAGACCAGAUGAUUCCAAUGACACUCUUGCAUAUUCUGAAUAAUAGAGGUCGUUGCUUUACAUUUGACGCCAGAGGCUCCGGAUAUGGACGAGGCGAGGGCGCUGCCUGUCUCGUUCUCAAGCGGUUGGACGCUGCGUUGGAAGACGGUGAUCCAAUUCGGGCAGUCAUCCAUGGUACAGGUGUGAACCAGGACGGCAAGACGUCGUCCGGCAUUGCUGUCCCAAGUCAAAAGUCUCAAGAAACCCUCGCUAAGUCCGUUUACUACCGUGCCGGCUUAGAUCCCAAUAAAGUGGGUUAUGUGGAGGCGCAUGGAACUGGUACUGUUGCAGGAGAUGCAAUCGAAACUGGAUCUAUCUCGAACGUUUUCUGUUGCGGGCGAAACGCGGACCAGCCGCUCGUCAUCGGCUCCAUAAAGGCGAAUAUCGGCCACCUCGAAAGCGCGAGCGGAAUAUCCGGUCUCAUCAAAACGGUGCUGAUGCUCGAACGAGGAAAGAUUGUCGCAAAUUUGAAUUUCGAGAAGCUGAAGCCGAAUCUUGAUUUUGAGGGCCGUAAAUUGAGGAUUGCUAGGAUAAUUGAAGAUUGGCCGCUGCCGGUAACGGGCCAGCGACUUGCUUCUGUGAACAGUUUCGGCUAUGGGGGUACGAAUGGGCAUGCGAUCUUGGCCUCAUAUCAACCUCACGACAACCCUGAGUCGAACGGAGUUCCUCGGAGUUGUAUCACUUCAAAACAGCUAACAAAUGGGACCCUUUUCGUGAAUGGAAAGGGCAUGUCUCAGCUCAAGGGGUGUCCGACUUUACUGGUUUUGACUGCAAAAUCAGAGAAAUCGUUACUCCAGCAGGCUGAUAGAAUGAAAGAAUGGGCACAGUCCCGUGAGAUCAAAGAGGAUGACUUGCGGAACCUCUCCUAUACUCUUUGCUCGAGACGCACGUUAAUGAACUGGAGAUGCAGUAUCGUGGUCCCUUCUCCCAAUCAUCUCGUACCGAUGCUGAAUCAACGACCGCUUAGGACGACCAGAACAUCGCAUAGUGUGCAAGUGGCCUUUGUUUUCUCCGGACAAGGGGCUCAAUGGAUUGGUAUGGGCCAAGAGCUCAUGAUGGUCAAUUCGAAAUAUAUGGAAUCAUUGCGCAAGUCAGACGAGAUUUUGCAAAGCCUAGGUUCCACCGUUAGUGUUAUUGAAGAGUUGCUCCUUGAUGAUGCCACCUCACGCAUCAAUCAGAGUGAGAUCGCUCAGCCCGCAGUAACGGCAAUCCAGAUUGCGCUUGUGGAUCUCCUGCAGGCUUGUGGGAUAACACCUAAGGCGGUUCUAGGCCACUCUAGUGGAGAGAUCGCGGCGUCAUAUGCAGCGGGUGCGCUCACACAUUUCGGGGCUAUAGCGGCGUCCUAUCAUAGAGCAUUUGUCGCAGCCAUGGUACGAUGUAAAUCUAACGUGCCAGGCGGCAUGAUGGCAGUUGGCCUCGGCGAGGCCGAAGUUCUUGAGCUCAUGUCACGGAUGUCGAUUUCGCCAGGCAGCCUGGAAAUUGCGUGUGUGAAUAGCCCAGAAAGUACGACAGUCUCCGGGGAUUACUCGUCCAUAUUAUCCUUCCAGUCGAUACUUGCACAGGGCAACAUAUUCAACAGGAUCCUGAAGGUAGAUACUGCCUACCAUUCUUUCCACAUGAAAAGGGUUGCGGGAGAAUAUCGAGAACGCCUCGCCGGAUUAGAAUCUACUAAACCUAUUGGGACUAUAUUCCUGUCGUCCGUUACAGGGACCGAAAAGACCACAGGGUUCGGGUCGGACUAUUGGGUUGAGAAUUUGGUCUCCAAGGUCCGUUUCUCGGAAGGCCUAGUGGCCAUGUGCAACGCUAUGAAAACGCUCGUGGUGCCGGAUUCCACCUGCAUAUUUAUAGAAAUUGGGCCACACAGUGCGCUUUCAGGGCCUUUCCACCAGACUCUGAGCUCAUUGUCGUAUUCGUACGGACAGAAUGUGUACAUCUCAACCUUGCUACGGAAAAAGAAUGCCAUAACAUGUAUGGUCGAAGCAGUUGGUAGAGUCUUUGAACUGGGAUCGGUGGUCAACUUUGAGGGGCUCCCCACGUCAAGAAACCACUACGAGCGACCUACUGUGUUACGGGAUUUGCCCCCAUACAGCUGGGAACACAACAACCCCUAUUGGCACGAGUCACGAAUCAGCAAGGAGCACCGUUUUCGGCAAUUCCCGCCUCAUGAUUUAUUGGGAGUCAGAGUAGCGGGAACUUCGCCGAACGAGCCGACCUGGCGCAACAUCUUGAGCCAUGACCGCCUACCUUGGCUUCGCGAUCAUAUUGUGGAUAACAUCACGGUCUUCCCUGGCUCAGGAUAUCUCUGCAUGGCCAUUGAAGCAAUGCGACAGAUUCUAGCCAUCCGUAAAGUAUCGAGGACCCCGGCCGAAUAUGUUCUUCGGGAUAUCUCAUUUUCCAAAGCCCUCACCAUUCCCGAGUCACCUGUAAAGGUGGAUCUUCAGCUCAAUUUGCGUUCUGUUCAAUCGGUUCCAGACAAAUCGUUCUCCGGAUGGGAAGAGUUCUCCAUCUCGUCUGUGUCCCAGAACAACAUUUGGACGGAACAUUGCAGAGGGCAGAUUGCCGUUGAAUUCGAUGAUUCUGCUCAUGUGACUCUAGAGGGAGAUACCACCUGCAACCAAAUCUUUAAGGAUUGGAUCCAGUCUCCUCACGCAUGUGAGAAAACAGAUCCCGAAGAUAUUACAUCGCAGCAAUUCUAUGAGCAAUGUCAAUCAGUAGGGAACAUAUACAGACGAACCUUUUCCAAUCUUAAGAGAAUUAGCAUUAAUGGCCAGCGGGCAUUCGGAAUGGUGGAAACACCAAACAUCGUCGAGUGCAUGCCAUCCAAGUUUGCACAGCCCCAUGUUAUUCAUCCCUCGACGCUGGACACAGUGUUCCAGCCCAGUUUAUUGCUAUAUCUUCGACAUUGUUCUCGCGGUUCGAUUAUGCCAGUUUUCCUUGACCACAUCUCAAUUUCUGCACGACUAGCUAGUGCGCCCGGCGCAAAGCUGCAGGUGCUUACGAGUCUGAAUCCAUCAAGCAUACGUUCAGCGGUCGUCAACACGGAUGUCUUCCAAAACGUGGAUAGCUCAGAACUCGUUCGGGUUCUCCGUGUCACCAAUUGCGAGCUGCGUGGAUUAGGAGACGCAGAAGCGUCUACUCUCGAAGCUAACACAGAGCGUCUCAUUACUUACAGAAUGGAAUGGAAGCCUGACAUUACGUUCAAAUCCCAACCGCCGACUUUACAACCUGAAAUUUUGCCAGAUCCUCGGGACAAGCAUGCUGAAGAGAAGGCAACCCUGCUCAAUCUGUCUGCCUCGUUAUACAUCAAAUCGCUGCUUGCUGCACUUGAUGAGGCGAAACCAAAAAUCCCUGCAAAGCACCACAGGCUUCUAAUUGACUGGAUGAGAGUGUAUGUCGACUCAGAUUUGGGCAUGAGCCUUCUCUCUACUGAUGCAGAGAGCGAAUACAUAGUUCACACGAGGGCAAAACUUGCGGGUGUAGAGGGCGAAAUAGUUACCCGCACGGGGCCUUGCCUGCUUGAUAUCGUUACCGGCAAGAGCGACCCUCUCGCAGUCAUGCUCGAAGACAACUUGCUGUAUCGCGUAUAUUCCGAGGACUCUUCUAUGCACUGCUACUCCCAUCUCACAGAGUAUCUGAAAAAAUUCUCGUUCAAAAAGCCGUAUCUGAAAGUCUUGGAAGUUGGAGCAGGUACUGGGGGCACGACACUAUCUCUUCUCGAGGCACAUAGCGACAGCAGUGGGUUGAUCUUUAAGAGCUACGACUACACGGAUAUCUCUUCCGGCUUUUUUGAUCAUGCACAUUCAAAGUUCAAGAGUUGGGAAGACAUUCUUCGGUUUCGUACUUUAGAUAUCGAACGAGACCCUAUCAGUCAAGGGUUCGAGGCACAGGAGUACGACUUGGUCGUCGCAUCUAAUGUCAUCCAUGCUACAAAAUUUGUGGCCAAAAGCCUUGCUAACGUUAGAAAGCUGCUAAAGCCAGGUGGAAAGCUCGCUCUGAUCGAGACUGUCCACAUGACAUCCCCGUACAUGACGACUUUUGGCCUGCUUCCAGGAUGGUGGGCUGGGAUAGACGAUGGAAGGAUGAAUGGACCCCUUCUCUCCGUCUCCAGGUGGAAUGAAGUUCUUUUGCAAUCGGGCUUUCUUGGGACCGAAAUUGCCAUAAACGACCUCGAGGGUCCCGCGCAUCGCUCCUCGCUCAUCAUAUCCGGGACCACACAGAGAGCUGAUAUACAGGAACACCCUGCCAUUAAAUUUAUCGCUGGACGCAUGACUACGCGCGCUCACGAUUUCCGGGCCGAGCUGAUCACGGAGCUUGAGAGCAAAGGGACCUCCCCCACGAUCAUCGAAUGGCCAUCUGCGACCGACAUUGACGAUUCCAUUCAUGUCAUUAUAGACAUAGAUGGGGACCCGAUGACCCUGAAUCCGUCCGAUGUGCUAUUCUCGCACAUCUCCAAUUUGUUGAUGCGUGCUUCUAAAAUACUUUGGAUUACCGGAGGUCGAAUUCAAACAGGCUGCAGAAAUGCUACCCAAGGGCUUGUAACAGGGCUUUCUCGAAUUGCGAGGGCAGAGAACAUUACAUUGAAAAUUGUAACUUUUGAUAUCCAGCAAGACCUCACGAUCAAUCGGGGAGGCCUGACACAAGCAAUCUCGAAAGUCCUGCUCACCUGCUUGCAAAACGGACCCCAAAGCAAUCUCGAAGAUAUAGAAUUCGUCUACCGAGACAGCCAAUUGCUGAUUCCGCGCUUGAUUCCGGAUUACGCCAUUAACGCUGUAGCAAUGAGUCCAGGCAAGAUACCGAAAUUUUCAAUGACAAACUUCCAUCAUCCCACUCGGGGCUUGCGUAUGAUUGUGCAAAAACCUGGACUUCUCGACUCUCUGAUCUUUGUUGAUGACGAAAAUGUAGAGGAAUCACUGAAGUCAGACGAAAUCAUAAUUCAGACUUCGGCUUGCGGAGUUAACUUUAAAGAUGUAUUCAUUUCUCUGGGUCAGAUGAAACCAGGAGUUCAAAUGACCGGCGAGUGUGCUGGUAUUGUAACCAAAGUGGGAAGUGACUUCAAAGAUUACGUCCAGGCAGGGGAUCGGGUGUGCGCAUUUCACGCCACUCCAUUUGCCAGUCAAGCCAAAGCCCGGGGUUACAAUGUCCAUGUAAUCCCAGACUCUAUGUCCUUCGUGGAAGCCGCUUCCAUACCGGUCAUUUUCAGCACAGCAUAUUACGGCCUCAUUGAUAUUGCUCGCCUCCAGCCUGGUCAGUCAGUUCUUAUCCACUCGGCCUCUGGCGGUGUUGGCCAGGCUGCGAUCAAAAUUGCGCAGCACGUUGGAGCUGAGAUUUAUGCGACAGUGAGCACUGACGCAAAGCGUCAGCUUCUACAAAACGACUACUCGAUACCAAGCAGCCGCAUAUUUUCCAGUCGUACGAGGGAUUUCAAGAAAGAGAUUCUUCACCUGACACAAGGCCGAGGAGUCGAUGUCGUCCUUAACUCAUUAGCUGGCGAGGGUCUGCAUGCUUCAUGGAGUUGCGUGGCGCCGUUUGGAACCUUUGUCGAAAUUGGCAAAUCCGAUAUCUUUAAGAAAAGCCGUCUAAGGAUGGAUGUUUUUGACAAAAAUGUGACCUUUGCGUCUGUUGAUCUUACGCUUAUGAGUGAGCUCCGGCCACUUACCAUCCAAAAUUUACUGAAAAAUGUUUUCAGCUUGUUCGAGAACGGAAGCCUUACAGUCGCAAAUCCGAUCACCACUUUUGAGAUUGGGGAAAUUGAACAGGCCUUCAGGUUUAUGCAAAGUGGAAAGCACACUGGUAAAGUCAUUUUAGUGGCCGAGAGUGAUGCUAUUGUCAAAGCCAUACCCACGGGACUGCCAUCUCUGGAACUCAGCCGCGAAGGUACUUACGUCGUAGCUGGUGGAUUAGGGGACCUAGGAAGACACGCCGCCCGCUUUCUAGCGAAACAUGGAGCCAGAAAUGUCUUGCUCCUUUCGCGCAGGAAGCUGAAAAUGUCAGAAGAAGAGGCCUUUGUUUCUGAAAUCCAGUCAUAUGGAUCGAAAGUCCACCUUGCUCAGUGCGAUAUUACCAACUUAAACAUGGUGAUGGAAACCGUUGAAUUGGCUCGGAGGACAAUGCCACCAAUACGGGGAGUCAUUCAAGCCGCAAUGGUGCUACAGGAUCGUUUGAUAGGCGAAAUGACAGGCGAAGAUUUCAAGGCUGCCUUGCUACCCAAAGUCGACGGAACCUGGAACCUCUAUGAUGCAAUUUCAGGCUCUGGACUGGACUUCUUCGUAAUGCUUUCCUCGUUGACCGGUAUAAUUUGCAUGAAAGGGCAGGCAAAUUAUGCGGCCGGAAAUGCUUUCCAAGACCACCUGGCUAGCUUUCCUCCUGACCCUCAUACGCAUUUUGUGUCCUUGAAUCUGGGUAUGAUUGAGGAUUCGGAUGUAAUUGCUAAACAUCCGGAGCGAGUUACAGGAUUGAUCAGGGCCGGUUGCAUUCCACUUAAAAUGUCCCACUUUCUCUCGCUUCUUAAUUAUGCUCUUAGUCCUCAAGCACGGCUAGACCAGGUGAAAGAGAUUGUCAUUGGUGUUGAUCGAGAAUCCCUCAAAGAACAGGACCAGCAAGUUAUUUUGCGUAAUCCCAUGUUCAGUCCGAUGCCGCAUUUCUCCAAAAACCAACAGCAGACCGAAGGCUCAAGGGCGACAAAAAGCAUAGAACAACUCAUUGCAGAGGCAAGUACUGAAGGAAAGGCUCUGGAAGUCAUACUGUCAGGCAUGACUGGAAAGAUCGCAGCGCUCAUGGCAAUGGAGCCGACCGAUAUCUAUCUUAACCGGCCUAUUGUAGAUCUCGGUAUGGAUUCUCUCAUCGCCAUUGAAUUGAAGAACUGGAUCCGUGGUACAUUACAAGUCACCAUACAGACAAGCGAGAUUCUUGAUAUGCCAAGCCUAUCUGCUCUAGCACAUCACAUUUUAGAAAGAUCAAAUUUAGUCCCCGAUGAGCUACGCAGCUCAGGUUCCGACGACCAGGGCAACGGCAUUAGGGAUGCCACCAUAGCUGGAAAAAACUUGGAGAGGUCCGCAGCUCUAGUACUUCCUCAACUUCCUCUGCCCGAGUUGGAGUCAUCUCUAAAUUUGUAUGUAGAAGCAGUCGAGAGCUUCUGUGACGAGAAACAAUUGCAAAAGACAAAGAAGUUGGUGUCAGAAUUUCUAGAUCCCAAUAGUCCGGGUAUGAAGCUACAGCAACGGCUUAUCGAGCGCGUAAAUGAUCCAGAGAUUGACGCCUGGCAAUUUGAGCUUUACACAGACCAUGUCUAUCUGCGGUGCCGAGCCCCAGUCAAUCCGUUCCAGCACUUUGGGGCUGGAUUUGACUGCGAUGUCGAGGGGGUCAACCGCCAGGCGAAACAGGCCGCCAUGGUUUCUGCGGCUGCUUUUGAAUUCAAGAUGCGUCUUGAAUCCGGAGAUAUAUCAUCUGAUGUUUUGAAUGAGCAGCCACUGUGCAUGAGCUCAUUGGACUGGAUCUUCAAUACCACACGGGAGCCGCAUGAAGAGAAGGACGUGAUGCGAAAGUUUCCGUGCAAUGACCAUGCGAUUGUGUUGAGGCGAGGUUGGAUUUUCCAGAUUUCCCUCAUUGAAAACGGGAGCCCCGUAUCAUGGGAGCAGCUGGAGGAGAUAUAUUCCUCCAUAAUAGAUGAAUCUUCGGACACGAAUCCCUCUCUCGCGUCUUUGACCGCCGAUGAUAGAGACAGCUGGGCAAGGAAUCGAGAACUCUUAAGAGGAGCAAGCGCAGCAAACCGAGAUGUCCUUGACACUAUUGAGGCAUGUGCGUUUGCUGUGUGUCUAGACGACGAUGCACCAGAGGGUGCCUCAGAGCGCUGGAGACAGUUCCUAUUGAGUAGUACCACGAACCGAUGGUCCGACAAGUCUCUACAAUUCGUGAUAUGCGAAAAUGGUGUAUCAGGUAUUGUCGCUGAGCAUUCCAUCAUUGACGGAGGCACUCUACAACAACUUAACGAGCAUAUCUGUAAGCGACUGGCCGAAAACUGUUCUGGGACAGCCUUGACGAACAGUUCUCUGUUGACUAAUGGUCAUGAAUUUAUAAAUGGCCAUACACCCGUUGCAUAUCGGCGUCUCCAUUUUGAUUUGGCGGAUAAAUUUAUAGCCGAGGCUUCCCGCAUUCAGCAGAGGUUCAAAAUCAUCACCGCCCCGCUGGCCUGUGAAGUUGGGAACUACCGGCUCCGAAAGAUGGGAGCCGCCCUGUUUCGAGGUUAUGGCUGUGCCCCUCGCGCAGGCUGUCAAAUUUUGAUCCAGCUUGCGGCACGCAUUUACUUUGGCCAGCAAGUGCCUUCAUGGGAGACGGUCUCGAUGCGAUCAUUUCGACGUGGUCGCGUUGACAUCGUGCAGACUGUAUUGCCUAUAGUCUUUCGCUUCUGUACUGCAGCGCUGAAGGACAGAGUCAAUGAUCAGAGUCUUCUGACUGAAAUGCGAUCGCUGUUCCUGGCUGCGGCGCAAGCACACACUGUCAAUGUGACAAGGGCGAGUCGGGGCUUUGGUUUCGCGGGACACUUGUACGCUCUGCAAGAAAUGAGGAAGGGCGAAGAGCCGGCACUGGAGCUAUUCAUCGAUCCUACGUAUCAACGCACACGACCGGCGAAGCUUAUGACGGAUUGCACCGAUUGGACCAAUGGGCUUUUCCAAGAAGGAGGGUGGGUCAUGCCAGAUCCAGAGCAUGUGUGGAUCCAUUAUGAAGUUUUAGAUGAAGAGUGA